CAUUAACCGCGAAUUUGAACUCGGGAGCAUACUGUUAUUGUGUGCUGGUUGUAGUUUGGUUUAUUAUUUAUAAAAUUUACGAAUUACCUUAUAUAUAAUAACAAAAAAAAAGAAAUUUAUGCAUUCACAAAUGAUUGGGAAAAUUAAAUCUGUUUACUGUAAAUACUUUGUGUCAUAUUCUGAAAUUACGUUCUAUCCGAAGGAAUAUUUUAAUGUGCUAACAGGACCCAAUGGAACAGGAAAGUCAACUAUUGUAUCAGCUAUUGUGCUCGGAUUGGGAGGUGACCCACAGUUGCUGGAUCGAUCUUCUAGUAUCGCUGAUUACAUCCAAAGUGGUAAAACCGCUGCAACAAUUGUUAUAACAAUUUUUGGAAGAUAUAGUGACUCUACAGAAGCAUUCAAGCGUGUUAUAAAUCAGAAGGGAGAAUCUCAAUUUUUUGUGAACGCGAAAGAAAUGCCGAAGGCAAAGUUUUUGUCUUUUAUUGCUGCCUAUAACAUCCAAGUCAGCAAUUUAUGUCAGUUUUUACCGCAGGAUCGUGUACAGGAUUUUUCGAAAAUGAAUCCACAAGAUCUUUUAGUCAACACCAUGUCCUCUGUGUGCGAUAAUAAGUUAAUAAAGAAUUUCACUGAUCUUAAAGAAAUGCGAUUAAAGCAACUGACCGCUCAAACAGACAGAGAGAAGCAAAAUGAUAAACUUCAACAAGAGGAAAAACGAUUGGAGCAGUUACAGGUUUCGGUAGAUCAAUAUCAAGAACGCCAGGAAAUAAUACAGAAGUUAAACAUUUAUAAAGCGAAAAAGCUGUGGAUUGAACUGAAAGACUCUGAGGAAAAAAUUCACGAAUAUAAAAGUCAAUUGGAUGAAGCGAAAGCAGUUUAUCAAGAUUCAAAGAAUGCAUUUGAAGAAGAAAAAAAUGCACAAGAAGAAAUAGCAAAAAUAAAUGCUGACUUACGGGAACAAACUACUAAGCAAAAUAGGCAAAUCAAUGAAACCAUGAUUUCCAUGAAUAAGCUAAGUUCUCAGAUAGAGACCAUAAAAAAGAGUAUCACUGAAAGUAAAUGCGAACUAGAGAGAAGUAUCCAACAAUCAAUCAAGAGCAUAAACGACGUGGAAAAACUAAAGUAUUUACUGGAAACUAAACAACAUGAGUUGGAUAUAUUUAAUGUCACAAAGUCUCAGGUUUUAAAUGAAUUGGAGACGAAAAAAAACAUUAUAAUAAAAACUCGCGACACGACAAUGAGCCAUUAUAACAAGCGUAGGGAACUUGAAACAAAAUUAAAUGAUGAAAAAAUUCCUGAAAUUGCAGCACUCUGCCAUAAGAUUGAUCGAUUAGAGAACAUAAAGUCGCAAAAGAUUGAAGAGCUGCGUGUUCGAAACCCCAACUUGUUCAAAGCUAUGAAUUGGGUAGCACAAAAUAAGCAUAUAUAUUCGUGUAAUAUAUAUGAUCCAAUGAUAUUUGAAUUGACAAUAAAAAGCGAGGAAGGAGCCAUGUAUUUAGAAAACGUUGUUAGGCAGCGAGACCUUUUUGCCUUUGCAUGUGAAGACAAAAAUGAUAUGUCUGAUCUUAUUGAUGAGUUAUGUGUAAAGCAAAAGUUAUCUGUAAAUGUUAUGUACUGCGCACCAGCGGAUAAAUGUUUCUUUAAACCUACUGUGCCAAUAACAGAAGUUACGCAACUAGGAUUCAAAGCGUACCUUGUUGAUCUCGUUUCUGGUCCAAUACCUUUGAUAAAUAAGCUAUGUGCAACUUAUCAAAUUCAUAAUAUUCUGAUAGGAAACGAUGAAGUCAGUAAAUUUACAGCGUGUGUUCCGAAAUCUAUUCGUGUAUAUUUCGGAGGCAAUAAAAAGUACUCUGUGAUGUCUUCCCGAUACCGUUCUGACCUUAUGCUUACUGAAAAUAUAAUAAAGAAAAAAAAUCAGCUUAUAAGUCUUGAUUUAAAACAAAUGAAUUCUCUUAAAGAAAGACAUGCGAAGGCUAUAUUAGAGAAGGAUAAAAUCAGGAACACUUUAAAAGACAUUGAUAAUGAAUUCGAUCGCCUGCAAAUUGUUCUCCGCCAAGAAGGAGAUGAAAAAAAAAAAAUUGAACAGAAAUUAUCUCAUUUUAGUAAUUUGACCGAUGAAAUAAAAAAGCUCCAGUCAAAAGUGAACACUGUCAAUCAAUCAUUUGCUUCUUUAGAUCAGAUCAAACAAAAAUUUCAAAUCACUAUGUUAUCGGAUUUCAGAAAAAUUUUUGAAAUCGAGCAAAACUUACUUAAGUCGUUAAAGCUUACUGAUAAAUUAAUUGAAGGAAGGAAAGUUAAUCAUAUAUUGGAAAGGGCUCAUUUACAACAGCAUGCGUCUCAAAUUAAUAAGCUAAAGGAGAGGGAAGAUCAGUUCUCAAAAGCCUCUACAUUAGUCAACAGGUUGACAGGGGUAGUACAAAUUACAUCACAACAAAUCAACUCAAAAGCUGUGGAAUUGCGGUGCCUCUGCAAUGGAAAUCUACCAUCAAAUAAUGAUUUUCCAUUUAAAACUGAUUUUGAUAAGAUAAGAAAUCUUACCGUAGAACAGAUUUAUGAAGCGAUUCUUGACUAUCAAGCUAGAUUAGAUUGUAUGAAAAAUUUAAAUUCAGAGGCAAUUGCGGAGUUUCGACAUCGCCAAGCUGAGGUUGAGGAACUAAGGAAAACAAUUGAAGCCAAAUCAACCCAAGAAAAAAAUUUAGAUGCUGUAAUGAUUACUUUAUACAACAAGUGGGAACCACAACUCACAAAAUUGAUUGAGACAAUAAACAAUAAGUUCAGUGAGUUUAUGGAGUCUUUAUCGUAUGUUGGCGAAGUGGUUUUAUCGAGAAAGGAUAAGAGCGAUUUUGAUUCUUAUGGAAUUCAAAUAAUGGUCAAAUAUAGAAAGGACGCAAAAUUACAAACUCUGGACAAAUAUAUACAAUCUGGUGGAGAACGUGCAGUGGCCAUCGCCAUAUAUUCGUUGUCAUUGCAGCAUAUUACACAAGUACCAUUCAGAUGCGUUGAUGAGAUUAAUCAAGGUAUGGACGCUAAAAACGAGCGUCACAUUUUUAAUUUACUUUUAAAGGAGGCUACGAAGGAUGGGUCGGCGCAAUAUCUUUUCGUUACCCCGAAGUUACUACUUGAUUUGAGCUACAAUGAACGCUUAUGCGUGUCAGUUGUUCAUAAUUCUGGAUCUAUUAAAGCUGAUGUUAUAUUUCCCUUAAGCUAGUUACUUUAGUUAUAAUUAUAUUCCGUAAAAUCUACUUUCGUUUUUGCUUAUUAAUCGACUUAUACUAUGUACUUUUGACAACAAUUUUUCUAUUAUUGCCGAUAAUAAGACCACUGUGGAUAUUUUUGGAAAACUAUGUCAUAAUACAAAAAAAACUUUACAUUUCUUAAA
Messenger RNA from Drosophila mojavensis, 3376 nucleotides. RefSeq names its product structural maintenance of chromosomes protein 5 (gene SMC5). Gene Ontology annotation, cellular component: Smc5-Smc6 complex. The coding region runs from base 119 to 3205 and encodes 1028 amino acids. NCBI's taxonomy places the organism in Eukaryota, Metazoa, Arthropoda, Insecta, Diptera, Drosophilidae. The record is from RefSeq and is a predicted model, not a curated record. The transcript is spliced from 17 exons. Gene Ontology annotation, molecular function: ATP binding; ATP hydrolysis activity. Gene Ontology annotation, biological process: double-strand break repair via homologous recombination.